AUGGCCUCCCUCAGCGUGGCCGCCAUCAACGACAAGGUCCAUUUCUCCGGCUCCAACAUCAAGCAGGCCCUCAAGGAGUGCGAGAAGAAGCUCCAGAAGCGGCCCAAGGACCCCUACCUGCUCUACUGGAAGGCUGCCGUCUACCUCAAAUUCGGCCGUGAUGACGACGCUUUCGCCCAGCUGGCCCGCCUGUGCGAGUCCGCCCCCGCCAUCACUGACCCGAACCUGCUGAGGGCCGUCUACUUCCGCCUGGGCGAGCGCCCCAGCACCGCCGACCAGCGCAAGGCCCUCUGGCAGAAUGCCUUCAAGGCCACCAACGACGGCAACGUGCUAGUCACGUGGUUCGAGAGCGCCGCCUCUAUGGAUGAUUGGCAGAACGCUCAAGUGGCCAUGGUCACGCUCAAGAACAAGUUCCCCAAGGACGAGCAGUACGUAUUCGCGCUUCCUGCUGUCCAACAGCUGGCGGGCGAUGCCUUGGCCGGCAAGGACGACCGAAACGCCCGAUUCAUGCGCAUGUUUGCUUCCAAGGCGCUUUCAGUCGCCGUCGCGAAAGGCAUGAAGGCCGAGAAGACGGUCGACGCCGUGACCACCCGCCGCGAGCUCCGCCUCGUACUCCAGAUCUACCGGAAGCAGGGCAUGCUGAAGGAAAUCUUGGAAAUCCUCGACCAUCCCAUCGUCGGCAUUUUCUCGCCUCUGGUGGUUUGCGACCUUUCUUUCGUUCGCACCAAGCUAGAGGUCCUGGAAGAGGCUUCCAUGUGGCAAGACCUGUGGGAUUUCUGCGUUGCUGCUCUGAAGCAAACCCACACCCCCGACGAAGCUGCCAAGACAUCGUACUCUCUCUGGCCUUACGACUACGCGCCGUGGAGAGCACUUCACCUUUCACACCGCGAGUUGACGCGCCAAGCGGCUUCGGAUUCUGGGCUUGUGGAUGAUCUGAACAAACUGCUCGAAGAAAUCCACGACAGAUACACUGACGACAACCUUCGCGUUCGUCUGCUGCCGCAAGCAUCAAUAACUUCCGAGGGUGACGAGGAGCUGCUCAAGAGCUGCACUGCCUAUGUCAUGGUCUUUGCCAAGGAGCAGUGUUGCUUCGAGGACAUUUCGCCUUAUAUCCAGAGGCUCGACAAUGAUCAUCAGUCGAAAUUCCUGGAUUGGUGCUUCAGCUUGGCGGACGAUCAGGACAAGACGAUCCAAGACGGAGCCCCGAAGCAACAGGCGCAAGCCCUCCGGACAAAAGCGAACGUUUUGAAGCUGGAGUAUCAACUGACGUUGUCUGAGGAUCAGAAAGCUGCUAAAGGUCAGCUGGAGGAUUUUGUGAUCAAGGCCCUCGAUGUUCACCAACUGGCCAAGUGCAAGGAUGUCACGACUUGUGAAGAUGCUUGUGCGCUUGCCACGAUGGCCUUGGUCAAGCUCUUCUACCUCGAGUCAUCCUUGGACUAUUUGGUCCAGGCUGAGAUUGUUAUGAAGGAAUUGCUAUCUCACUCUCCAGAAAGCCGUAAAGCUGCACUUCUCCAAGCCCGUCUCGCAGCUUUUCUGGGAAACUUCAGCGAGGCCAUGAAAGCCUGGUCUAGUCUAAAGGUUAAGGAGAUACUGAUGGAAACACUCAGCCACCACAUGUUCACCCGGAUGGCCAUCACUCAUCCGUUCUACUAUCGCUCAGAGCAGAAAGGUCGAGCCAACACCGACCCUCUGACGCAGCUUGAUAGGAUCCUGCAGACGUCCGAUAAGAUCCUACAUACUCUCCAGGCUUUCCUUGGCGCUGAGAUCGAUGCUUUGCAGUACGAUCGGCUGCUGGAAAUCCAAGAGCUGAAGAACAACCUGUCCAAGAGUCUAAGCAGGAAAGUCACUGUUAUCGAAAGACGCAGAACACUUCGCAUCAGAGGCGAGCCUGUCGAUGACAUGUACUGCGAAAUACUAGAUGACGACCUCGACGGCCUUGUCGACAACCGUGACCUGAAGCGCAUGUGGAACUACGAGCACUCGGCGACGCCGCGCUUCGAGCACCUCCUCUCCACUGGCCCACCACCGGGCCGGUACUGGCUUGUGCUGCACCUGCUCAUCGACGACACGUGUACCGUCAUCUCGUCGUCCGCCUCGUCGUCGAGCCCCGACAGCAACCACGCUCGCCGCAUCAACAUCACCGACACGGACAUCGAGAAGAUCGCCAACAAUCCGUCCAGCUCGGACCUGGCGGAGCUCACCCCCGCAGAGAAGGCCCUCAUCCCCGGCUGGGUCAAGCUGCGCGCCCUCGCCAGCAAGGUCCUGACCGGCACCGACAUCGGCGAGGCCCCGGCCGCCGUCGCCGACUUGCAGGCCUGGGUGUCCGGCCUCGUCCACGGAAACAACGACACGGCGGAAGACGUGCUGGCGGCGCUCUCACUGCAGCAGAGCAGCGAGGCCGGUCUCCCCCUCCUGCCGCUGCAGCGCGACAUCCAAACCCUCUUCCUCGUCGCGGAGCUCCUGCAGGCCGCCGCCCGCCUGUGCGACGCGGCGUCGCGCCUCGUCAAGACCAAGGCGCCGCCGCCGCCCCCGCCAAAGUGGUCGCAGGCCAUCCCCGCCAAGGAGCUCGCGGCGCUCAGGACGGCCGUCGCCGACGCCUUCGCCAGCGCCGUCCGCCGCCCCGCCCUCGACUGGACGAACAGGCUGGCCGACGACGCCGGCGUCGAGAGGCUCGCGGAAGCGGCGACGAGGGGCCGCACCGGCGAGGCCGUCGCUGCGCGCGUCUUGGCGGCGGCGGAGGAGGACGGCGAGAAAAAGAAGAAGGGGUGGGCGACGGACGUGGCGGGCUUGCUCGUGCAGGGGGCGUUGGAUGCGAUGGAUGGGGUGUUGAAGGUUAAGUUGGCGUAG
Molecule: messenger RNA, 2847 nt
Organism: Diplodia corticola
Lineage: Eukaryota; Fungi; Ascomycota; Dothideomycetes; Botryosphaeriales; Botryosphaeriaceae
Product: cytoskeleton organization protein
Exons: 4
Coding region: 1-2847 (948 amino acids)
Biological process (GO): N-terminal peptidyl-methionine acetylation
Cellular component (GO): NatB complex; cytoplasm
Molecular function (GO): protein binding; protein-N-terminal amino-acid acetyltransferase activity
Source: RefSeq, a predicted model, not a curated record